This is a messenger RNA of Necator americanus (New World hookworm), 606 nucleotides long. RefSeq lists its product as uncharacterized. The coding region runs from base 1 to 606 and encodes 201 amino acids. Lineage: Eukaryota; Metazoa; Nematoda; Chromadorea; Rhabditida; Ancylostomatidae. The record is from RefSeq and is a predicted model, not a curated record. The transcript has a single exon.
AUGGGACUCGAACUACAAUCUGAUGUGCUAGAAAGAUGGUAUUAUCCAUCGGAGCGCACGUGGGACAACGGUGACCGUCUGGUCGACUUGUGCGAACACAUGGGCCUCAUCAUCGCUUCCACGUUUAAGAAGAAUCGUCGACGCCAUCAGCUCAAGUGGCAAGGAUCAACCAUUUUAACGCCUGAAGAGCAGCGCAAGCGGAAGAAGAGGACUCUUAAACUUCAGCUCGACUACGUUCUGACGAAGAACAUCCCUCAGUUGGAUAUCCAGAAAUCCGGAGCUGUUUGGGACGUUGCUUUCGACUCUUUCCACCGCCCAUUUGUUCUCAGCAUUAAGAUACGGGACCACAAGAGAAAGCGAGAUGUACCUCAUCAACCGAAAAUCGACAUGGCAGGUCUGAAAGCCGAAGAAUGCAGAAUUUCCGCCAACGUAUGUCUGUUCAUGUCGGAGCACGGACCAGGAAAAAGCUUUACGAUGUGGAUUCUUUUACGAAUUGCGUCCAGGACGCUGCAAAGAAAACACUCCCGGUUUACUGGUACCUCUCUGAGUAUUGCCCAUGUUCGACUGUCUUUGAAUCUCGGCAUGUUGAAACGUAGUUUUAACUGA